AUGAGUGAGUCUGUUCGAGUCGCCGUUAUUGGAGCUGGUAUUAGCGGAGUAGUCACUGCUGGACAUCUUUUGGCUGCUGGUAUUCAAGUGACGGUUUUUGAGAGAAACAAUGCAGCUGGUGGAGUUUGGCUUUAUGACAAGCGUACUCCGAUUGAAGCCCAGUACCCAUCACCGAGACCGUCUACUUCACAGGAAAUUGUGAAUGAUGAUAGAACAGACACUGAAAGAAAGAUCUUGCUUCAUGCACCUCCGGGGCCUUGCUAUGAAAGUCUUACAAACAAUGUUUCGACUCCCUUACUACAGACGAAACUUAAUGCAUGGCCAGAAGGGACUGCUCCUUUUGUGAAGCAUAAUGUACUCAAGGAAUAUAUCCAAGAUACAUCAAACAAGGCCGGUGUUGAUGAUAUAACCAAUUAUGGUGCCCGUGUCACCCGAGUUCAUAAGAACGGGACAACAUGGAGAGUUCACUGGAGCACCUUGGGUGAAGGUCAAGAUCCCGUUGAGAAUGAGGAGUCUGCAACAUUUGACUCGGUUAUCGUUGCCUCGGGUCAUUAUCAUACGCCUCUUGUCCCAAAUAUACAGGGUCUACCCGAAGCAAAAGCUCGAUGGCCCGAGAGAAUCUUCCAUUCAAAAUCUUUUCGAAGAUCAGAAGGAUUUGAAGGAAAGAAUGUACUAUUACUCGGUGGAGGCGUCUCUGCUCUCGAUAUAGCCAAGGAAAUCAGUGCAAGUGCAAACCACGUGUACCAAAGCACUCGAAAUGGCGCCUUCGAUCUCCCAGAGAGUGCACUUCCACCAAACGCCUCAAGAAUCACCGAGGUUGGAGCAUUCGAACCUUCUAACUUAACAUCCCCAAAUGUUGAGCACUUGCCCUUAACCAUACGUCUCAAAUCCGGGGAAUCCUUGCAUGAUAUAGAUACAAUUAUUCUUUGUACAGGAUACCAAAUGGCACUUCCAUUCCUCGAGGAAUAUAAUGACUACAGCGUGUCUGCCGCUGAGGCAAAUGAUAGGGUGCUUGUCACAGACGGCACUCAAGUCCACAACUUGCAUCGAGAUAUUUUCUACAUUCCUGAUCCUACGCUCGCGUUUGUCGGAAUUCCUUUUUACACCGCAACAUUCUCUUUAUUCGAGUUCCAAGCUAUUGCUGUUGCAUCCUUCUUGUCUGGGGUUACGCAGCUUCCAUCCACUAGGAGUCUUCGGACGGAAUAUGAGAGUCGAGUCAAGGAGAAGGGAAUUGGAAGGAGUUUUCAUUCACUCAAGGACCAAGAGCAAGAUUAUGUUGAAGAAUUGAUCAAAUGGGUUAAUAUUGGAAGAGUUGAGCACGGUUUGUCUUUGAUUGAGGGUCAUACUGAGACCUGGAUUAGAGAGAAAGCUUCUUUGAUGGAGAGAAUGAAGUUGCUCCUGGCAGGGCAGCUUCCUCGGGAAGAUGCCCUCAAAAGUCCAUUGGAGAUGGUUGUGACUGCGUGA
Messenger RNA from Penicillium vulpinum, 1464 nucleotides. Its product is annotated as putative FAD dependent oxidoreductase. Gene Ontology annotation, molecular function: flavin adenine dinucleotide binding; N,N-dimethylaniline monooxygenase activity; NADP binding. Bases 1 to 1464 code for a protein of 487 amino acids. The transcript is spliced from 5 exons. Lineage: Eukaryota; Fungi; Ascomycota; Eurotiomycetes; Eurotiales; Aspergillaceae. The record is from RefSeq and is a predicted model, not a curated record.